Molecule: messenger RNA, 7606 nt
Organism: Eriocheir sinensis (Chinese mitten crab)
Lineage: Eukaryota; Metazoa; Arthropoda; Malacostraca; Decapoda; Varunidae
Exons: 2
Coding region: 364-5703 (1779 amino acids)
Source: RefSeq, a predicted model, not a curated record
AACGCGCGCGGCGACCACUUGCGUGAAAUUGAAUUUUGUAGCGUGAGUGGCUGCGGGUGAGGAGUCAGUUGUCGUGUGCAGUGCGUGGCGGCGGAGGUGCGCGGCCCAGCGGAUCAAGUCACUGCCGCGGCCCCACACACGGACACACAUACAUACACACACACGCACAUAGGCCACCAUCGAUCCAGCCACUCAGCAGGCCGCCGCCGCCAGCCGCCGCCGCCGCCGCUAGAUGGUGCCACUCAUCUCCGCGACCAACUUUCCCGGCCGUCAGUAGCAGUAGAGACUUUAUCGCCGUGGGCCAUACGCCCUCCCCUGCGCGCCCGCGGCCACACAUGUCCCUCGAAACGCGGGCGCGGUGAGAUGGCCUCGGCGGCUCUCAACUCCGGGCUGCUGGAGGCGCUGGUGAGCCGCGGCGGGGCGGCCUCGGCCAGCGAGGGGCAGCCCCCCUCCCCCCACGACCCCGCGGCCGCCCACCACGCCUACCUCCACGCCCACUUCCAGGGCCUCGCCUCGCACUACGGCGGCGGCGACCUGCACGACAUGUCUGCGUCCGGCGGCGACGCGACCACCGAGGAGGAGGACGUGAGCCUGGAGCAGCUGAGCCACUACUACCGCGCCGCCGGCGACGACCUGCUGCUGUCCGCCUCGGCCAAGAAGCGGCGCAAGCAGAGCAAGCCCGUGCGGCUGCCCACGCCGCAGGGCCAGGCGGCCGAGGCCUUCACGCUCAAGGCCGAGGAGGCGCAGUUUGACUCCGAGGUGUCCAACCCCUCGGCGGACGGCGACGACGGGUAUGCCUGCCCGCAGUGCCACGUGCACGCCGCCUCGGACGACGCCCUGCGGCGGCACCUCAUCGAGGAGCACAUCGGGCGUGUGCUGAGCGACGAUGAGGCCCGACAGGAGCAGCAGAAGCAGCAACAACAACAACAACAACAACAACAACAACAGGAGCAGGAACAGCAGCAAGAGCAGCAGCAGCAGCAGCAGCAGCAGCAGCAGCAGGAGCGAGACCGACACAAGGGCGAGGAGGGCGGCGGGCCGCUCAACCUGUCCAGCCCCCGCUGGGAGGAGCAGCGCCCCGCGUCGCGGCCCCGAGAGGAGGAGGGGCGCAGUCCCCCGACCUCUAUACCGAUGCCCCCAUCCUUCGGCGACAUGAAGUUCGGCCUGCCGGGCCUGCUACCCCUGGGGCCGCCGCCCUUCUUGCUACCCUUCCUCCAGCAGGCGGAGCACGAGCGGCUGUCUGCCGGCCUGCACACUGGCUCGCCCUCGUCGUCCGCCGGCCACGCCGCGCACAGCCGCAUCUUCAACCAGGAGGCGUACUGCGACCUGUGCAACAAGGAGUUCUGCAACAAGUACUUCCUCAAGACCCACAAGGCCAACAAGCACGGCAUCUAUUCCCCAGAGAUCAGCAGCUCCCCCACGGGACUGCCCCCCAGCCACUCCACGCCCCUGGGGCCCAGCGUGCCCCUCGCCUCGCCCCUAGCUCCCGUCCUCGGCCCCGGGGGCUUCGUGGGCUCCCCUUACGCCGGCGCCUUCAUCGCGGCCAACAUGACCAGCCUACCGCUGCGGCCGCCGCUGCUCGCCCAGGCCGCCGCCGCCAAGAGCCUGCCGCUCGCCAAGGCCGAGUUCGACAGCGGCGGGGUCGGCGGCAGCGUUACUGUGGGUGGCGGCGGCGGGAGUGGCAGCGGCACCAACGGUGGCAGUGGUGGUAGCGGUGGAGGCGGCAGCGGCGGCGGGAGUGGUGGUGGAGCUGGUGUUGGGGGUGGCGGCGGCGGCGGCGGCAGCAGCAGUAGCAGCAGCAGCGGCAAAGCCGGGGGCGUGAUCAACCUGGAGGCGUACUGCGAGCUGUGCCAGAAGGAGUUCUGCAACAAGUACUUCCUGAAGAGGCACAAGUCCAAGAUCCACGGCAUCAUGAUCGACGUGGUCACCAAGCCCAAGAACCCCGGCCAGAUGCCGCCCCGCGUGGCCCCGGACCGCCCCGAGGGGUGGUGCGACGCCUGCCGCCGGGACAUCGGGGGCCGCGCCCCCCUCAACGCCCACAAGCUGCAGGUGCACGGCCCGCACAUCGUGGCGCCGCUGCCCUCGCCCCACAGCCCCUCCCCGCAGGCCCACCGGAACCCCCGCACGCCCACGCCCAAGGACAGCCGCAAGGACGGCCCGGAGCAGCGGGAGCUGCGGGACUACUUCAGCCCCUGGGAGGUGUUCCGGGAGUCCCGUGAGGCAGGCAGAGACCUGUGGGACUCCGCCAAGGAGGCGCACGACCUGGGCAGGGACGCGGCACGCAGCAUCGCUGCCCGCAGCCCCUGGGACAGGCCUCUGGGCUCCCCGUGGGACGCCGUCAAGGUUCCUGAAGGCUUCAAGGAAUCAUCCAAGGACGCAGUCCUCCGGGGGGACCACUGGAGUGAGUCCGGCGGCGGCGACCACCACGGCCUCCGCGAGGACCGCGCGGCGCUGUCAAACUUUAGUCGCCUCACAACCUCCCAAGACUUUCCUCUGGAGGCGCGGGACACGCAGGCCCUGAGGGAGCAGCAGCAGCAGCGAGAGUGGGAGAUGCAGCAGCGGGACCUGGAACACCAGCACCGCGAGCGUGCACUGCAGCAGCAGAAACAGCUGCAGCAGGAGCAGCAGGAGGCACAGAGGCAGGAGAUGCAUUACCGGGAGAUGGAGAGGGAGGCGGAGCUUCAGGAGCGGGAACGCGACAGCUGGAGCCAAGAGCGGGAACACAAGCCCUACGGCGACAAGCAGAUGGAGCUGGAGCAGUACGAGCAGAAGGAGCAGGACCGAGGCGCCGAGCAGCAGAAAAGUGAGGCCGAGACCGUCAUCAAGAGCGAGGCUUCCUUCCACGAGGCUGACGAGGACGCGGCCAUGCCGGACCCCCGGGGCGGGACUCCCGACGAGCCGCGGGGAGAGGCGGGGCAGCUGGCGGAGGGCGCGGCCCUGCACGCCUCGGCGGACCAUAAGACACACGGCGCCGACGACGACCACGGCGGCAGGGAGUGUGCCAGGCCCCGCGGCGGCCCCGACGAGGCGGCGGAGGGCGGCGAGAAGGGCGCGGAGAAGAAGACCUCCACGGCCUCCGCGAGCCUGGAGGGGCGCGACGACGCCCGGGAGGCGGAGCACGAGGAGAGGGAGACCAAGGCCGGGGGCCGCGACCCCUUCCGUGAGGGCCACCGGACCCCCGGCAGCAGCAGCGCUGACGAGAGCUCGCGGGACACUGGCAUCAUCGCCCGCGUGGGCCAGCCCGCCAUGGUGCAGGCGCCGCCGGGCACCAAGUUCACGCCGGAGCAGCUGCGGCAGCUGGGCGUCAUCAACCCCGACGCCUUCUGCGAGCUGUGCUGCAAGGAGUUCUGCAACAAGUACUUCCUGCGCACGCACCGCAUCAAGAAGCACGGCAUCUACACGCCGGAGUUCUCGGAGCGCUCAAAGUCACAAGUGAAGGACAACACGUCACUCAACUUGACGCGGCUGCUGGAGCGGCAGAGCCUAGACGUGCGCCCGCCGCUGCAGGACCUGGAGGCCGAGCUGGAGUGUGAGCUGUGCCGGCGGCCCUUCCCCAGCCCCUACCUGCUGCAGAUGCACAAGUAUUACUUCCACGGCCCGGGCCAGGAGGCCCUCUCCCCCCAGGACCCCCCGCCCCUGGCUCUGCACCCCCACCCGCUGCCCCACGAACAGCUGCGGCAGCUGGCGCUCCACGCCCAGCAGCAGGCGCAGCAGGCACAGGCCCGCAACCAGCAGUCACAUCACAAGCGGAUGCAGGAACAGCAGCGACGCCUCCAGGAGCAGCAGAGACGCCUGCAGGAGCACCAGCAGCGGCUGCAGAAACAUCACCAGCAGCAGCAGCAACAACAACAACAACAACUCCAACAGCAGCAGCAGCAGCAGCAGCUUGACGCGCAGCGGGAGGCGGCGCGCCAGGAAGAGCGGCACCCCGCGGAGGAGGGCACGGCUUCGCGGGCCGAGGAACCGCCGCGCCCCUCCGUCAUCGAGUCCGCGGACUCCAGCAAGUCUGACGCCAGCGAGGACCUGCGGAAGCUCCAGUCCAUGAUCCUGCAGCUGAACCGCCAGGGCGAGGCCAGCGUGCGGUGCCGCGUGUGCGGCAAGGAGCUGGCCAACAAGUACUUCCUGCGGGCGCACAUGAUGACGGAGCACGGCGUGCUGGGCCACGACGAGCCCGCGGGGGCGCCCAGCGAGGGAGCGCAGACGCCCAAGACCCCGAAGGAGGUCGCGGCCAAGGUCUCGCCGCCCUCCACGCCCCUGGGCGCGGAGAACCAGGCCUUCUGCACCAUCUGCAAGAAGGACUUCUUCUCGCGCUACAUCCUGCAGCAGCACCUGCUCAGCGCCCACGGGGUCUUCACGCCGCCCGCGCCUCCAACCUCCUUCAUGGAGCGGAUCAAGGCGGAGGUGGAGGGGCGGGAGGAGCGGAAGCCGCAGUCCACCUCGCGGUCCUACUGCGAGAUCUGCAACAAGGAGCUGUGCAACAAGUACUUCAUGAAGACGCACAUGCUGAAGAUGCACGGCAUCAACGUGGAGAACGGCGUGACGGGCGGCGUGACCUGCGACCUCUGCAACAAGGAGCUGUGCAGCAAGUACUUCCUGCGCGUGCACAAGCAGAACACGCACGGCAUGGUGGAGGAGGGCCGCGAGGGCGACGAGGGCAUCAACAAGUUUGAGAUCGAGACGUGUCCGCUGUGUUCGCGCCGCUUCAAGAGCCGCAAGUGGCUGAAGACGCACCUCACCGGCGACCACGACGAGGCGGGGAAGGAGAAGUGGCGCGAGCUGGAGGCCAGCCUGCGGGAGGCGCCGCCGCCGCCCGCCCCCGGCCUGUCCUGCGUGCUGUGCGGCCACGUGCUGCCCGACAUGGUGGCGCUGCAGCUGCACAUCAUAAAGCUGCACAGCCCGCAGGAUGCCGCCGCGGACGGGGAUUCCCGCGCGUCCCUGGACGAGGCCAAGGACGAGGCCCUCAAGUGCUCCUUCUGCCCCUACACGGCGCCCAACCCCACGCUGCUGUUCGCGCACGCCCGCACGCACGUGCCCGGCGUGUCCUCCUUCACGGGCGUGCUGGGCCAGACGCUGCCGUGCUCCCUCUGCUCGCAGGUGUUCCCGGGGCUGGAGGCGUACCAGAACCACCUGCUGCAGCACCACCUGCAGGGCCUCUUCAAGCCUCUGCUCGACAAGGACGACCCCCACGAGGAGCACAAGCCGCCGCCCUCGCCCGAGGCUCCCGCGGAGGGCCCGGCGGGCGCCGCCUCCCAGACCCUGCGCCGCCGCAAGCGGUGGCGGUGUUCCCAGUGCGGGCGGCGCUUCAAGACCCGCGCGCUGUGCCUGACGCACGUGCACGCGUCGCACAACCCCCGCGCCCGCGGCACGUGGUUGGGCCGCCCGGCCGUGCAACGCCGCCUGUACAAGUGCCGCAAGUGUGGCGCGAUGGCCCCGCGGCUGACGGAGCUGCGGCAGCACAUCCGAGAGCACCACCAGCCGCGGGAGGGCGUGCCCACCUCGCACGCCACGCCCACCAAGGCCACGGGCGCCGGCCGCUUUGUGAUGCAGCCGUUCCUGCUGAACGACAGCCGCGACGGUGAGGACGGGCGCGAGACGGAGGGGCGGGGCGCCGAGCGGCAGUUCGUGCCGUCGCUGGUGUACCUGCCGGUGGCGCGGCGCGUGCACCACCCCCUUACCGUCUCCUUCAGCCUCACGCCCGCGUGAACACCGCGCCGCGCCGCGCGACGCUCCACAUCUCAGGGUCUCUCACUUCGUCAAGUACAAUCACGGGAAGGCCGGGCCCUGGCGCCGCUGCAGGCCGGGCCCGGCGGCGCUCGGUCCGCAGGUCCUCGGCCACGCAGGUGCUACAAGCCCGUGUCGGCGGCAGCAGCAGCGGGCCGACGAGGCGGGCCGUGGCAGGCAGGGCCGCGCCAUGCCGCGCCGCGGGUUCCUGUGUCACUGUACCUCAGUACCAAUCAAAACCGGGCCCGCCGCCCCCUACUCUGGCCCCGGCCCGAGGGUGCGGGGAGGGCGGGGCGGCCCGGGCGGUGCGGGCGCGGGCAGGGCGGGGGUGUUGGUGUGCGGCCAACAGUAUGCGAUAUCAGGCGUCGCCCCCGCCGCCUGCCCCACGCGGCCGCCGCCACGCCUGCACCACGCGGCGGAACACGCGCCGCGCCCCCCACGCCCCCUCUGUGGGGGCGGCGUGCGCGGCGCGGCGGGGCGUGGCGGGGCAGGGCGGCAGGGGAAGCGCCACCCUCGGGGCCUUGCCCCGCCCCCAGCCCGCGCCCCGCACUCAGGGAUUUACUAAGAGUUCUUUACUUAUAUUAAGUAAUAAGUAAUUACAUAGAAUAACAACAAUACUACGGUGAUCUAUAUAUAGCCGACGUGCGCCUGUGUCCCUCAGUGUUACAGCCAACGUGUCCUAACAGUGCUGCUGCUACACGUGUUGCCCGCUAGUGUGGCCCGUCCCGACCCACGCCCCUACUGACCCCCAGUGUUACCCCUCCCCCCGUCCCGGGGCUCCGCGCUUCGCCGCGGCCUGGCGGGGCGCCCCGGGGGUGCGUGGGCCUCCCCGGGCACGCCGCCAUGCCCCGCCCCGCCUGGACAUGUCAUCAGGUUGUGACUCCGUAUUGUGUGAACAGUCCCGCUGUCCCCGCCGCCCCCAGCCCUGUGUCCCCGGCGCCAGGUCUGCCCGUGUGCGUGUGUGUGUUUGUGUGUGUGUGUGUGUGUGUGUGUGUGUGUGUGUGUGUGUGUGUGCCAGGGGGGCCAGGCGGAGGGUGUGGUGCAGCAGUGCUUCGCUGUGAAUGAACAAAAGACGGGAAGAACAAGUGCACCGCCGCCCCUUGUGUCCCCGGCCUGGCGCAGGCAGCCUGGCGCUCAGCACAACGCGGGGACUCAGCAGAUGCCCUUCGCUUCACCUUGCUUUAAAUGGCGUCGAGUGCAGUGUAACCUGAGGAGGAGGAGGAGGACCAGGAGGACGGAGGACAUGAGGAGGAGGAGGAGGAGGAGGAGGAGGUGGAGGAGGAGGAGGAGGAGAAGGGAUGUGUUUGUGCCAUAGAGUAUUUGUUCGUCACAUUCUCUGUCUAGUCAAAUCUGGUAACUAAAUAUUUAUCCCGUAAGUGUUUAUAACGGAAUUUACUAGUGCAUAAAAUAAACAAAUAAAUAAAUAAAUCAUACAUGGAGAGCAAAUUAUGUAAGAAAGACUAUGAGAAAAAUAAACAAACAGACAUACCAACUAAAUCUAUUGAGGAGAAAGUUCAUAUAUCAUUAUUAUUAUUAUUAUUAUCAUCAUUAUAAUUAUUUGAUUUAUUUAGAUAGAGGAAGGAAGAGAGGGAGAGAGAGAGGGAGAGGGAGAGGACAUGUGUUAUACUAUACCCAAGUUCAUAUAUUAUUAUUAUUAUUAUUAUCAUUAUUAUUUGAUUUAUUUAGAUAGAGAAAGGAAGAGAGGGAGAGGGAGAGGACAGGUGAGGUGAGGUGAUGGUAUACCUGGAGUCUGGCCCAAGCAAUUAACUGUUUCAUAGCAAUUCGUUCCAUUCCAGUAAUUUUCAUGUCUAGUCAAGGAGUCUCAUGUUAUGUUCUGUCGAGUUGAACAAUGACCAAAGAAAUUGUUUGACCAAAAUGUAAAAAA